Messenger RNA from Fonsecaea erecta, 4533 nucleotides. RefSeq lists its product as hypothetical. The transcript has 2 exons. The record is from RefSeq and is a predicted model, not a curated record. Gene Ontology annotation, biological process: regulation of transcription by RNA polymerase II; nucleosome organization. Gene Ontology annotation, molecular function: ATP binding; histone binding; ATP hydrolysis activity. Gene Ontology annotation, cellular component: chromatin; nucleus. Lineage: Eukaryota; Fungi; Ascomycota; Eurotiomycetes; Chaetothyriales; Herpotrichiellaceae. The coding region runs from base 1 to 4533 and encodes 1510 amino acids.
AUGCAGAACGGCGCCAAAUACUCCGACAGUGAGAGCGAGCUGUCAGAGCCCGCAGAGCCUGCUGCUGCCGAAGCCUCGCCGUCACAUGUCGACAACGAGGAUGUCGAUGAACACAUGAUGGAACAUGAUGAACUCAGCUCAGAUGAGCCUGAUGCUGAAGGUGACGCCGACUAUGAGAUGGAUGUCACCAUGCGGGUUAAUGGUACACAAGUCGACGAGGGCCAUUCCUCCUCGGAUGAAUCCAUUAGACCUGUCAAGAGAAAGGCACAUCCGGUCGGUGAAGAUGACUAUAUUCGGAAUAACCCAGAAAUGUAUGGUCUGAGACGAAGUGGAAGGGCUCGACAUGUCCCCAAUAUGGCAGAAUCCUCUGAUGAUCAUGAGUCGGACUCAGACGUUGUUGCUCCUCCCCGGAAGCGGGCGCGUCACGUUUCUCAACGCUCAUCAAAGCAGCCUACCCCGAUAGUCGAGUCUCCCUCUGACUCCGAUGACGAUUCCGAUGCUUACGGCGGUCGACGCGCAAAGCUAUCCAAGAAGCAGCGCCGGAGGUUGUUGCAGUCUGCCGAGAGCCUAACACCUCAACACGCUGAAAUCCGCUUCUCCACCCGUCGAGCUGCGAAGGUGUCUACGUACAAUGAAGACGACGACGAUGACAUGUUCGAGGAGGAAGAUCCUGAGAUGAUGACACCUAACUACUGGGUGAACGGUCAAGACGACAACUCGCCCGCAAUUGAUAUUGUCUUGAACCAUCGUCUCAAGGCUGACGUUACCACCCCGACGUAUUUGAAAGAUGAGUACGAGUAUCUCAUCAAGUGGCAGCAGAAAGCCUACUACCACGCCACGUGGGAGACGAUCGAGUCUCUUGCUGGCGUCCGGAGCGUUCGGCGGCUGGAAAACUACAUCAAGAAGACCCUGAUGGAGGAUAUUCGCAUUCAAACUGAUCCUACCAUCGCACCCGAAGACAAAGAAAAGUGGAUAUUAGAUCGUGAGCAAUACAUUGAUGCUCUCGAUGACUACAAGAAGGUCGAAAGGAUCAUCGGAGAUCGCGAAGGUGAAGAAGGCACUGAAUACUACGUCAAGUGGAAGGGCCUCUUCUAUGACCAAGCCACCUGGGAGGCGUCGAGCCUGAUCAGCCAGAUUGCACAGAACGAAAUCGACAGAUAUAUCAACCGCAGGAGAGAAGAUGUCAAGUCCAACCAGACUGAGAGCAACCCCUCGACCCGCUCACCAUUUCAACCCGUCCGCGACCAGCCCUCCUAUAUCCAAGGCGGAACACUCAGAGAUUUCCAGAUGACUGGCCUGAACUUUCUUGCAUACAACUGGGUCAAAAGCAAGAAUGUCGUCCUUGCCGACGAGAUGGGGCUGGGCAAGACCGUCCAAACUGUUGCGUUCCUGAGUUGGCUCAGACACGACCGUGGCCAACAGGGACCUUUUCUUGUCACUGUUCCCUUAUCAACUAUGCCGGCCUGGGCAGAAACUUUCGAUCUGUGGGCGCCUGAUGUCAACUACGUGGUCUACAACGGCAAUCAAACCGCCCGAAAUAUCAUCAAAGAUUACGAGCUGCUACCAGAUGGAAACUUUCGCCAUCCGCGCUUUCAUGUCCUCCUCACAACAUACGAGUAUGUGUUGCAAGAUGCGCCAUUCUUGAGUCAGAUUAAAUGGCAGUUUAUGGCUGUUGAUGAAGCCCACCGUCUUAAGAAUCGUGAUUCCCAGUUGUACGAUCGAUUGCGAGAAUUCAAAGCUCCAGCUCGACUACUUAUCACCGGUACUCCUGUACAGAACAAUCUCGGGGAAUUGUCUGCCUUGUUCGACUUCCUGAACCCGGGUGUCGUCAAUAUCGAUGAGAAUAUGGACCUGACCAACGAGGAAGCAAGCGCUAAGAUCGCCAAACUCACCGAGGACAUCAAGCCAUAUAUGCUUCGCAGAACUAAGCAGAAAGUCGAAAAGGACCUGCCGCCAAAGUCCGAAAAGAUAAUUCGCGUUGAACUGUCCGACAUCCAGCUUGAAUACUAUAAGAAUAUCCUGACCAAGAACUAUGCUGCUCUCAACCAAGGUGCCAAGGGCCAGAAGCAAUCUCUUCUAAACAUUAUGAUGGAGCUGAAGAAGGCCAGUAAUCAUCCGUUCAUGUUUCCCACCGCCGAGGAACGCCUUGUCCCGGAAGGCGCUCGUCGUGAGGAGGUGUUACGUGCUCUGGUUACAAGUAGUGGUAAGAUGAUGCUUCUUGACCAACUUCUGACCAAGCUCAAACGCGACGGCCACCGUGUCUUGAUCUUCAGCCAGAUGGUCAGAAUGCUCGACAUCCUCGGUGACUACAUGGAUUAUAGAGGUCAUGCCUAUCAACGACUCGACGGCACUAUUGCUGCUGGUCCUCGCCGCGUUGCCAUCGAUCAUUUCAAUGCCCCGGACAGCACUGACUUCUGCUUCUUGCUCUCCACCCGAGCUGGUGGUCUUGGGAUCAACCUUAUGACCGCCGACACGGUCAUCAUCUUCGAUUCCGAUUGGAACCCACAGGCAGAUCUGCAAGCAAUGGCUCGAGCUCACCGGAUUGGCCAAGUCAGGCCAGUGAGCGUGUACCGUUUGGUUUCCAAGGAGACCAUAGAGGAGGAAAUCCUCGAGCGCGCCAGAAACAAAUUGAUGCUUGAAUUCCUGACCAUUCAGCGUGGUGUUACAGACAAGGAGACACAGGCUCGCCGGAGUGCCUUGGUCGGGGAACCGGGCAGUUCCAGUGAGAUCUCAAGAAUUCUCAAGAAACGUGGUCAAAAGAUGUUUGAGCAGACCGAUAACCAGAAGAAACUCGAGGAGCUGGAUCUGGAUGCUGUGCUCAAUAACGCCGAGGACUACAAAGUUGAGCAACCGGAUGGUACCGACGCCGAUGGGGGAGAAGAGUUUCUGCGAAGUUUCGACUUUGUCGACGUCAAGGUUGAUGAACUCUCUUGGGACGAUAUCAUCCCCAAGGAGCAGCUGGAAGAAAUUAAGAAAGAGGAGCAACGAAUGGCCGACGAAAAGUUCCUCGCGGAAAUGAUUGAGCAGAACAAACCCCGAAGCCGGAAUAUACAGGCGGAGGACCGUGAGGUGCGCAAAGCUCGACGGCAGGAACAGCGCCACAAAGACAUCGAUUCGGAGAGCGAAUCCGACGAAGGUCCAAAGGCAGAUCCGGCACGUCCGUUGAGCGAGCGUGAAUAUCGAUAUCUCAUUAAGGGUCAUCUCCGUUAUGGCUCUAUCGAGGACCGUGAAGAAGAGUUUUUAACGGAAGCUCGCCUUCGAGGUAGAGACCUUUCCGUGGUCAAGGCUGCGAUGAAAGAGAUCUUGGACAAGUCAGAGGAGCUAUUCAGAGAAGAGCAGAGACGAAUGGCCGAGCUCGAACGGUCAUCAAAUCGGCCAAUCACCAAAAAGGACAAAAAAGCAGUUCUUUUCGAGUUACACGGGGUCAAACGGAUCAACGCUGAGACCAUUCUUGAGAGACCUGGAGAGAUGCGUCUGCUCCGAGAUGUAACGUCAAAAGACCCAGAUUUCAAAUCAUUCCGCAUUCCAGAAGCGACCAAAGCCGCGGGCUAUUCCUGUCCGUGGGGUGCGAGGGAAGAUGGUAUGCUGUGUGUGGGUAUUGCCCGACAUGGCUACGGUGCUUGGGAAAAGAUCCGUGACGACCCCGAUCUUGGCCUGAAAGACAAGUUAUUCCUGGAGGAGCAUCGAGUGGACAAGAAAGCAGAACGCGAGAGAUUGGAUGACAAAAACGCCAAAUCUCCCGGUGCAGUCCACCUUGUUCGACGCGCCGACUAUCUCCUUUCUGUCCUCAAGAGCAAGUAUGUGGAUGACCCCGUGGCCAGGCGAGCUGUGGAAAACCACCACCGCAACAACAAGAAAUACCACGCCGAGAAAUCUGGCGGCGGCGGGUCUCCCGCCUCCAUCGUAAAUCGCAAGGUACAUCGCGAAUCUGAGAAGCCUCGACACAGAGCAGUCAGCCAGACUCACCGCGAAGGCUCUGAAAGAUAUGGGACCCCGAAAUCUGAGAGUCGUCACGGUCAUAUCAAGCACGAAAGUGAGGGCAGAGAACAUAAAGAGCGCAGACAUCGUGACGAACAUGCUCACAGCUCCCACCAUCGACAUGGUAGUGACCAUCGACGAACUGAAAAUUCGGCCAAUGCCACUUCGUCCGAAGUUGAUCCUCUGUUGGACAUGUUGUUCAGGCCUGUCAGAGAAAGCUUGAGGAAGAUCAAGGCGACAACAAAGAGCGCUAUACCGGAUGGACAGACCCGGGCGAAUGAACUGCGAGUCCUGCUCAAGCAGAUAGGCAAUUUCAUCACCGAUCAAGUUGCCGAACUCGACGACAACCAGGAAUCCGUGGAGAAGCGCUUCUGGGACUAUGCCGCCACUUAUUGGCCUAACAAGGGCAUUAAAGGCAAAGAGCUUCAAAACAUCCACGGCAAGAUCGUUGCAUCAGAUAACAAGCUUGCAGGCGAAGGUUCACCCAACGACGAAUCCAGUAACGUCGACGGUCGAGCGACGAAUGGGAGUUACCAGACUUCACCUCCUCGUUAG